GCGCCUGGCCGUCCCGAUGCCCGAGCCCGGCCCCAGGAUGAACGGCUUCUCGCUGGGCGAGCUGUGCUGGCUCUUCUGCUGCCCGCCGUGCCCCAGCCGCAUCGCCGCCAAGCUGGCCUUCCUGCCGCCCGAGCCCACUUACACCGUGCUGGCGCCCGAGCAGCGCGCGCCCGCCCCCGCGCCCGCCGCGGCCCCCGCGCCGGCUCCCGCGGCCCAGCCCGCCCCGGCCGAGGAGGGCGCGGGCCCCGGCGGCGGCGCGUGCAGCCUGCACCUGAGCGAGCGCGCCGACUGGCAGUACUCGCAGCGGGAGCUGGACGCCGUCGAGGUGUUCUUCUCGCGCACCGCCCGCGACAACCGGCUCGGCUGCAUGUUCGUGCGCUGCGCGCCCUCCAGCCGCUACACGCUGCUCUUCUCGCACGGCAACGCCGUGGACCUGGGCCAGAUGUGCAGCUUCUACAUCGGCCUGGGCUCGCGCAUCAACUGCAACAUCUUCUCCUACGACUACUCGGGCUACGGCGUGAGCUCCGGGAAGCCCUCCGAGAAGAACCUCUACGCCGACAUCGACGCCGCGUGGCAGGCGCUGCGCACCCGGUAUGGUGUGAGUCCUGAGAACAUUAUCCUCUACGGGCAGAGCAUCGGCACUGUCCCCACCGUGGACCUGGCGUCGCGGUACGAGUGCGCAGCUGUCAUCCUCCAUUCUCCUCUGAUGUCCGGUUUGCGUGUGGCUUUCCCAGAUACCAGGAAAACAUACUGCUUUGAUGCUUUCCCCAGCAUUGACAAGAUAUCGAAAGUCACCUCUCCUGUGUUGGUUAUUCAUGGUACAGAGGAUGAGGUCAUCGACUUCUCUCAUGGCCUGGCAAUGUAUGAGCGCUGUCCCCGAGCAGUGGAGCCCCUCUGGGUUGAGGGCGCUGGGCACAAUGACAUAGAGCUCUAUGCACAGUACUUGGAAAGACUAAAACAGUUCAUAUCUCACGAGCUUCCCAACUCCUGAAGAAGCGGCCAACCUUACCUCACUUACUGUGAACGGAGGAGUCCUCGUUUGCACACUCUUUAACUGGACGAUAUCUAUAAUGGCUGGAGAACUCGGAGAAGGGCCCAACCCUUGGGGUAUUCUCCUUAAAGAGCUAACAAAAUCUCAGUCUUUUUGUACCUAAUUCCCACCUCCUGUUAGGCCGAGCAACUGAACUAUGGGGACUGUGUCCCAAUGCUGUAGACUAAAGUCUGUUUCUCGCCCUCACCGCCACCUCUUGUUGACUGACACGGGACUCAGCCCUCCACCCAUGUGCAGCGCCCUCUGCCCCCUGGCUCAUCCAUUCGUGGAGCCGUGAUAGUGUAACUGGAAAACUGUUGUAAAAAUGCCUUCAUUAUUAAUUAUUUCAUUAAUUUUUGUUAACAUGUCGAUCUUUCCCCACACAAACGAGUUAGAGAGUAAUUUUCUGGAACUAUUAAAAACAGCUUCAUCAACUGCAACCAUAUAAAUAUAACUGGAAUGUUCUUAACAGGAAACUGAAGUUUUUUUAAGUGUAAAUUUAUUACUAGCCAACAGAGUUUUAAUAUUUUGAUUGUCUGGUUGGUCUAACAGCCUGGCCGACUUCCCUCUGUAAAGUCCUUCCUGUCGGCUUUUUUAAAGUCCUGUACAUAUUUGCAAUGACAUUGUGCAUAGAUUCUUAAUGGUAGUUUUCUUUUGUCAGGCUACAACAACGGAUUGCAAAAUUCCUUGUUUGUAUUGUAAAUGAUUGAAUACAUUUUGUUAAUAUGUUUUUACUCCUAUGUUUUGCUAUUAAAAUUUUUAUAACAUUUCCAAGACAAAAAUUCCAAGUUUAUGCUUUGAAGAACUUAGGUAAUUAAAAUUUCCCUAAACUACUCUUUUUAGUUUAGGAGUUAUUUGGGUUUUGACACUGGAGUUGCGCCAAAUAAGCGGCAGAAAUGUACGAUGCUUAAAAUUGAUACACUACUUGUAUUGGUUGGGGACUGGGUUUGGGGUCCUUUGGUCUGAUUUUAGCUUAGUUUCUUUUCUUUCAAAUUUAAAAGCCUUAAAUGUACUGUAAGCCUCAGACUGUUGUACAACUGGGUUGCGUUGGUUGCCAGUUUGUGUGCUGUUGCCUGGGUGCGGCACAGUGGUUGGUAAUGGAAUAAAGGACGCAUGGAUCAGAA
Molecule: messenger RNA, 2154 nt
Organism: Jaculus jaculus (lesser Egyptian jerboa)
Lineage: Eukaryota; Metazoa; Chordata; Mammalia; Rodentia; Dipodidae
Gene: Abhd17c
Product: abhydrolase domain containing 17C, depalmitoylase
Biological process (GO): protein depalmitoylation
Cellular component (GO): plasma membrane; endosome membrane
Molecular function (GO): palmitoyl-(protein) hydrolase activity
Source: RefSeq, a predicted model, not a curated record